This is a messenger RNA of Hordeum vulgare subsp. vulgare (domesticated barley), 933 nucleotides long. Its product is annotated as ethylene-responsive transcription factor ERF071-like. Gene Ontology annotation, molecular function: DNA-binding transcription factor activity; DNA binding. The transcript is spliced from 2 exons. The coding region runs from base 165 to 782 and encodes 205 amino acids. The record is from RefSeq and is a predicted model, not a curated record. Gene Ontology annotation, biological process: regulation of DNA-templated transcription; ethylene-activated signaling pathway. NCBI's taxonomy places the organism in Eukaryota, Viridiplantae, Streptophyta, Magnoliopsida, Poales, Poaceae.
GUGGCUGGCCCCCACAAUGCCGACCAGUACAUAAACACCGUGGUGGUGGCCUCAUCAUACCGUCCAACCCAAUCCAACGUCCGUCCGCCGCUGAAAACACCCUUCCCAGUCCAAAGCCUUUCCCGCCACCUAAAGCACCCGAGGUCACCAUCCAUCCAAUAUCCAUGUGCGGCGGCGCCAUCAUCUACGACUACAUCCCGGCGGCGGCGCACCGCCGCCGGGCGUCCACCGCCGACUUCUGGCCCGACGCCUACAGCGCCGCCCCUGACAAAGCGCCGCGCGCGAAGCGGGGGAGGAAGAACCAGUACCGCGGCAUCCGGCAGCGGCCGUGGGGGAAGUGGGCGGCGGAGAUCCGCGACCCCGUCAAGGGCGUCCGCGUCUGGCUCGGCACCUACCCCACCGCCGAGGCCGCCGCGCGCGCCUACGACCGCGCCGCGCGCCGCAUCAGGGGCGCCAAGGCCAAGGUCAACUUCCCCAACGAGAUCCUCGCCGGCGCGCCCGCGCACCAGGCGUCGUGCACGAUGGCGGCCGCGCCGCCGCCGGCCGUGCUCCCUUCCCCCAAGAAAGAGGAGGGAGUCGAGCCCGCGGCGCCGUGCUCCUGCGAGGAGGUGAAGGCGCUGUCCGAGGAGCUGAUGGCGUACGAGAGCUACAUGAGCUUCCUCGGCGUCCCCUACAUGGAGGGCGGGGCCGCGGCCGCCGUCGGUGCCGCCGCCGAGGAGGCGCCGGCCGAGCUUUGGAGCUUCGAGGACAGCUACUACUACCCGGGGCCUCUGGGGCUCUGAUCAUCGUGCCGUGCCCGUGCUGGCCGCGGCGAACUGAGUCAAGAUUUUCCCUUGUGUUGUUCCGCUGAAUUCAUUUUUGUCAGUUUUGUAACCGGUGAAUGCCCCGAUGUGAUUUCACAAGCUUUUCAUGUAAAUAGAACGUUUCAGUCGA